AUGCAGCCCCUUUAUUCAGUAUCGCCAGACAAAUAUAGUGAAAAAAAUCUAAUAAAUAGCGUCCGUGACAUAUUUUCGGAUUGCUUUCCCACCACGGUUCCUGGAGCCGCAGGUGAGGCUGCAGAGGAGCUCGUAACGUGGGCAAAAUUCGAAACCCUACGCCUAACUCCCAAGUCUGUUCACAAUGAAACCCUUGUCCUCUUACUGGGAACGAACCGGGGCAUGUCCAUUUGGUCAUUUGCUCAUAAUGGCGUUGCCUCGCUUCUGUAUGCUCGCAUAAGCCCUUUCAUUAUCUCCGCAAAACUGCUUCCGGAGCCAUCAAACUGCCUAGUUGACUACUUUGACGAGGCACGCCCUCUCAUCGCCACCUCUCAGGAACAAGCUCACUGUAAAUGGGUAAUUCACUUUGCUUCACUGGCUACGGGUGCCACGGAAGUAUGCUAUGCUACAAAUUCCUGUGUCUCUUCCUUAGAGGCCAACCAGAGAUUUGUUUUGGUCUGUCGUGUAGAUUCAAUCACGGUUCUCUCAGCGCACACUUUGCUUGAGCUGUUUACCGUAGGAAGUAAGUAA
Molecule: messenger RNA, 570 nt
Organism: Dibothriocephalus latus
Lineage: Eukaryota; Metazoa; Platyhelminthes; Cestoda; Diphyllobothriidea; Diphyllobothriidae
Source: the annotation of a GenBank genome assembly